Molecule: messenger RNA, 618 nt
Organism: Linum trigynum
Lineage: Eukaryota; Viridiplantae; Streptophyta; Magnoliopsida; Malpighiales; Linaceae
Source: the annotation of a GenBank genome assembly
AUGAAUCUUCCUUCCAUGCUUGCUGGCCUCGGCUGGAGCUCCUUGGUUGAAGACCAAUGUUUCAGCUUCUGUCCUGAAGCAGUCAGGAUGUUCUAUGUGAGCAUCAAACGUUGGCCAUGCCCUAAACCCUUGUUCUUCACCACUGUGGUUUAUAACCACAAAAUCAAGGUGACACCUGACUUGCUUGCCUCGGUUCUCUCAUUGCCCCACUCUGGUCUCCAAGCUGGGUUUGAUGGGGAGUUCCACGAUCUGGGGUUCGAUUUUUUACCUCGUUGUCUCUUCUCACUGAAGAUACAGGGAGGGGGAGGAGCUGGUGGGUUACUUCCUGCUGCACCUGAAGCAUCUCUUGAACUGGUUCCAGCAUUACUUAAGGCUGAUGUUUCAGCCAUCGAUGCUGAAGUAAUGAGAACCAAAGUUGAUGAGCCAAGUCAAGAUGGUUUAACCAAAGCAUCGCUUGGGUUGCUGCUGUGCAAGGAACGUCUGGAGCUUAUGCAGGCUCCCCAAGGAGAUCUGGAGGAUGUAGAACCUGCUCCUGAGGACUUUGAUCCUAUGUCCUCGGAUUCAGGAUCUGAUGAUGACAUCUUUGACUACGAAUCGCCUCCUAAAUAUCCCUUCUAG